Messenger RNA from Pseudopipra pipra, 4772 nucleotides. It is a transcript of the gene SORCS3, whose product is annotated as sortilin related VPS10 domain containing receptor 3. Gene Ontology annotation, molecular function: protein binding. Gene Ontology annotation, cellular component: postsynaptic density membrane. NCBI's taxonomy places the organism in Eukaryota, Metazoa, Chordata, Aves, Passeriformes, Pipridae. The record is from RefSeq and is a predicted model, not a curated record. Bases 1 to 3612 code for a protein of 1203 amino acids. The transcript is spliced from 27 exons.
AUGGAGAAGGGGACCAACUGCUUCCCGACCUGCCACACCAUUUUUCUCGCCUGGACAUGGUUUUUACUCCUCUCUUGGUGUUGCACUGGCGCCGAAAUAACUUGCAGAUCCUGCUCAUCUCCAUCGCCCUCCUGGCCGACCUCCUUGUCUCGCCUUAGGCAGGAGCAGCGACAGCCGCCGCCGCGGGGAUUACGGAGCUGGCCGGGCGGCGGAGCGCGGGGCUCGGCCGGGGCGGCGGCGGCCGCGGAGCCGGUGCCGGGCGCGGAGCCGGGGGGCCGUGCGGGGCCGCGGGGAGCGGCGCUCGGCGCGGCGGGGGCGGGAGGCGGCGCGCCCGGGGGCCGGGGCCCGGCGGCGCCGCGGCCCCGCCGGAGCAGCGAGGGGCGCCGGGGGGUGCCCGCGGCCGAGGGGCAGCGCGGCGGCCGCGCUCAGCCCCGCGGGCCCCCGGAGGACGCGAGAGCGGCGCGGCUGCGAGGGGCCGAGGAGCCGAGGCUGAGCAGCACCACCUUCGCGCUCACCGGGGAUGCGGCGCACAACCAAGCCAUGGUGCACUGGUCCGGGCACAACAGCAGCGUGAUUCUCAUUCUGACAAAGCUCUACGACUUCAACCUGGGGAGUGUUACGGAGAGUUCACUAUGGAGGUCAACAGACUAUGGCACUACCUAUGAAAAGCUAAAUGACAAAGUAGGCCUGAAGACUGUGCUGAGCUACCUAUAUGUCAGUCCCACUAACAAGAGAAAGAUCAUGCUUCUUAGCGAUCCAGAGGUUGAGAGCAGCAUCCUCAUCAGCUCUGAUGAAGGGGCUACCUACCAGAAGUACCGUUUGAACUUCUAUAUCCAGAGCUUGCUCUUCCACCCCAGGCAGGAGGAGUGGAUCUUGGCCUAUAGUCUGGAUCAAAAGCUGUACAGCUCUAUGGACUUUGGAAGAAAAUGGCAGCUCAUGCACGAGCGGGUCACCCCAAACAGGUUUUACUGGUCAGUGACCGGUUUGGAUAAAGAACCUGACCUUGUGCACAUGGAAGCCCGGGCAGCUGAUGGACACACCCACUAUUUGACCUGUCGGAUCCAAGAGUGCUCAGAGACCAAAAGGAGUGGGCCAUUUUCGCGCUCCAUUGAUGUCAGCUCCCUUGUUGUUCAGGAUGAAUAUAUCUUCAUCCAGGUGACAACUGGCGGAAGAGCAACUUACUACGUGUCAUACAGACGGGAGCCUUUUGCACAGAUAAAAUUGCCCAAAUACUCUCUUCCUAAGGAUAUGCACAUUAUCAGCACAGAUGAGAAUCAGGUCUUUGCAGCUGUUCAAGAGUGGAACCAGAAUGAUACAUAUAACCUGUAUAUCUCGGACACUCGAGGGGUCUACUUCACCCUGGCCCUGGAAAAUGUGAAAAGCAGUCGAGGGCUGGAGGGGAAUAUCGUCAUUGACCUUUAUGAGGUAGCAGGGAUCAAAGGCAUAUUCCUGGCUAACAGGAAGAUAGAUGACCAAAUCAAGACUUUCAUUACCUACAACAAGGGCAGAGAUUGGCGUUUGCUGCAGGCACCGGACACUGAUCUAAGAGGGGAUCCUGUACUUUGCCAGCUGCCCUUUUGCUCAUUGCACUUGCGUCUGCAGCUCUCAGAGAAUCCAUAUACAUCAGGAAGCAUUUCCAGCAAAGAAACAGCUCCUGGGCUGCUGGUGGCCACAGGCAAUAUUGGCUCUGAGCUUUCCUACACUGAUGCUGGCGUGUUCAUCUCUUCUGAUGGUGGCAAUUCCUGGAGACAGAUCUUCGAGGAGGAAUACAAUGUAUGGUUUCUGGACUGGGGAGGGGCACUAGUGGCCAUGAAACACACAUCGGUGCCCAUUCGGCACAUGUGGAUGAGUUUUGAUGAGGGAAGAUCCUGGAGUAAAUACAGUUUCACAUCAACACCACUUUUUGUGGAUGGAUCACUUGUAGACCCUGGCAUAGAGACCCAGAUAAUGACAGUUUUUGGGCACUUCAGUCUCCGUUCUGAGUGGCAGCUGGUCAAGGUGGAUUACAAGUCUAUCUUCAGCCGAAGGUGUAACAAAGAUGACUACCAAACCUGGCAUCUGCACAAUCAGGGGGAGCCUUGUGUCAUGGGAGAGAGGAAGAUCUAUAAAAAACGCAAGCCUGGAGCCCAGUGUUGCCUAAGUCAGGAUUAUUCCCAAACUGUGGUGUCUGAACCGUGUGUCUGUGGUCAAGGAGACUUCGAGUGUGACUAUGGGUAUGAGAGGCACAGCAACAACCAGUGUAUCCCAGCCUUCUGGUUCAGCCCAUCCUCCCUGUCCAAGGAUUGCAGCAUUGGUCAGAACUACUGGAACAGCACUGGGUACCGAAGGAUUGUGUCUAACAACUGCACAGAUGGCUUGAGAGAGAAGUACAUGGCCAAGAUGGAGAAGUGCCCUGGAAAAGCACCUCGGGGACUGCACAUCCUCACUACUGAUGGAAAGCUGGUCAUGGAGCAGGGACACAAUGCCACCUUCAUCAUUCUUAUGGAAGAGGGUGAUCUCCAAAGGACAAACAUUCAGCUUGAUUUUGGAGACGGCAUUGCUGUAUCCUAUGCUAAUUUCAGCCCUGUUGAGGAUGGCAUCCGACAUGUGUAUAAGAAUGCUGGAAUCUUCCAGGUGACAGCAUAUGCAGAGAACAGCCUGGGCUCUGACACUGCUGUCCUCUUCCUGCAUGUGGUCUGUCCAGUGGAGCACGUCCAUCUGAGUGUUCCCUUUGUUGCCAUCAGAAAUAAGGAUGUCAACAUUACUGCUGUAGUUUGGCCCAGCCAGGCAGGCACACUUACCUACUUCUGGUGGUUUGGCAACAGCACCAAGCCCCUCAUCACCUUGGAGAGCAGCAUCUCGUACAUGUUCACUGUGGAGGGGUCGAACACUGUAACUGUGCAAGUUGCUGGAGGCAACACCCUCAUCCAAGACACCAAGGAGAUCGCAGUGCAUGAGUAUUUCCAAUCUCAACUCCUUUCAUUUUCUCCCAACUUGGAUUACCAUAACCCUGACAUCCCUGAAUGGAGACAAGACAUUGGGAAAGUCAUCAAGAGAGCACUAGUACAGGUGACUGGUAUCCCUGAUGAACAGAUCUUGGUAGCUUUGUUUCCUGGACUACCUACUUCUGCUGAACUGUUCAUACUGCCUCAUAAAAACACAACAGAGAGGAGGAAAAGCAGUGAGGCUGAUCUAGAGCAAGUGGUAGAAAUCCUUUUUAAUGCUCUCAACCAGAACCUGGUCCAGUUUGAACUGAAGCCUGGUGUUGAAGUCGUUGUGUAUGUUACUCAGUUAACAUUAGCACCCCUUGUUGAUUCCAGCUCGGGUCACAGCAGUUCUGCGAUGCUGAUGUUGCUGUCUGUGGUGUUUGUAGGCUUGGCUGUUUUUUUAAUCUACAAAUUCAAGAGGAAAAUCCCUUGGAUUAACAUCUAUGCCCAAGUUCAGCAUGAUAAGGAGCAGGAAAUGAUUGGCUCUGUCAGCCAAAGUGAAAAUGCCCCCAAAAUCACUCUGAGUGAGUUCACAGACCCUGAGGAGCUGAUGGACAAAGAGCUGGACACAAGAGUGAUGGGAAGCAUCUCAACAAUUGCCAACAGUGAAAGCACAAAGGAAAUCCCCAACUGCACUAGUGUUUAAUACUGAGAAUCCACUUGGUCUACAAUAUUUCUGACUUUUUAUUUGUAAUUAUUAUUGUUAUAAUUAUUAUUAUUAUUAUGAAAAAAGAAAGAGUUAUAUGUCAUUAUUAUCAUUUGGGAGGGGAUGGGGUGGGCUUUUUGUGUUUACCAGGGCUGCAUUCAUAAAUAGCAGGGGUUCUUCAUAUUUAGGAAAUACACAUCAGAUUAGAAAUAAAAAGCAAAGAAUGAGUCCAGUGUGCAAUGGGAUUUGAAUGCCUCCUGUUAAACACAGAACAGGAAUUAAGUAUUCAAAUCCAACAGAUAGGUAUUGUACCUUAGGCAACAUGUUGUAAGUAAAUUGUCCCUUUUCAGCCCUUUUCAAGCUAAGUCAUGAAUCAUCUACUUCAUUCUGCCAGAGGGUUCAGACUGGGCUGUUAGACCAGGCUCUGCAACAUGCCAACAUCCCUUGCUUCCCGAUGACGUGCAUGUCUCAGCUUUUUGCAGGAUCUUGCCUCUUUUAAUUGCUUUUAAUUUCAGUCACCCUCUGGCACUGUUGACUGCUGAGAAAGGAAAAAAAAAUCAGAGCAAACACACACAUCAGUGUUCCUUGGACUACAGACUGGCUGGAGGGGACAGCACCACAAGCAGUGGAGGAGCACGCCUGAAUUUAUGAAUGCAGCCUAAACCCUGUGCAUGUGAAUAGCGAGGAUGCUGAAGGCCUACUGUAGAUAAUUACAAUGUACAUAGCUUUUUAUUUCUUGGGAAAUAAUUUAAUGUUUAGUAAAAGAAGAUAUGUUUAAAACAGAACCUGAACCACACACACACACACACACAGACACACGCGCGUGUGUGCUCGUACACGUCAGCCAACCAGGGACCGUGGCUGAAUCACGCUUUGGUUCCAAGUGUGUUCCAGUUGUCUGUCAUAUUUCAAUCUGACACUGCUGUCUAUAAGCAGCAUAGUUUAUUUCUCUAUGUAUAACUGCAAGCCUUUUUUAACAUAUAUAUAUAUGGUGUCAUUUCCUAUGAUGGGGCAGAAGAUAUUAGUGGGACAGACUGUGAGCCUGUCAUAAAUAUUUUAACGAUGUUCAUCGUUUACUCAUCUCUGUCACUGUUGUCAACUUCUGAGAAGAAUCUUGGUGACAUUUGUUAGUGAAAAUGAGGAAAACAAUCAUGAAAUUA